UUUGACAUUUGAAAAUUGUUAUAGGCAAAGAGAUUUAUGUUCUAAUUUAUGUGAUAACUGCUAACUUAGCAAUUACUGUAUCUUUUAAUAAAUCAAUAUAAUGGAGGAAAAUGUAUCAUUGGAUGCAAAUAAGCAGAAAGAGUUUGUUAAAUCCGUGAAAGGCAUUAAAAAAUUGUUAGCUAAAAAGGAUAUAGAUAAGCAAACGGAAGAUGGAGCACCCGAAGAUAAGCUUGAAAAGAAAAAAAUCCGAAAACCUAAAGGUUUAGUGUACUUAUCACAUAUACCACAUGGUUUUUAUGAGCAUCAAAUGACCCAAUACUUCAAACAAUUUGGUGGUGUUACCAAUGUCCGAGUAAUCAGAUCACCAAAAACUGGAAAUUCUAAGGGAUGUGCAUUUGUUGAGUUUUACGAUCCUUCUGUGGCUCAAAUUGUAGCUGAAACCAUGAACAAUUAUUUGAUGGGAAAGAGGCUUAUCAAAGCUGUGUAUAUUCCACCAGAAAAACAAAGAAGAGCAUUUCGAAAAAAUUGGAGUAAUAAUAAUAAUCCUAGAGUCAACAGUUUGUUAAAACUGAAAAAGGAACACAAUUCAAUUAAAUCUACUGCUGAUGACUUAAAGAUGGCAAGAAAUAUCAUAAAAACGUUAAACAAAACAAAAACGAAGUUAAAAGAACUGGGUAUUGAUUAUGAUUUCUUCCAGCCAGUAGAUAUACCUGAAGAAAUUGAGUUAAAACCUAAUUCAAGUGUAGAAAUUGAUGUCAAAAUUAAGAAUGAACAAAAUGAUAAUAAUGAUAAGAAUAAAAGCGUAAAAGAGAAUAAUAAUAAACGAAACAAAACACAGGAUAUUCAAAGCAUUUCAGUUAAAAAGACAAAAGAUGCGAAGAAUAUUAAGUUAAAAAAUGUUAAGGAACUUGAUGAAAAAGUUAAAAAUACAAAUCCUAAAAAGGAAAAAAAAGUUAAAGAUAAUGUGACUAUAUCUAAACCUAAAGAUGUUACUAAAAAGAACAAAAAUCAUGAUGAACCUAAGAGAGAGGAAAAAGAAGGUAAAGAUUUGAAAACAGAAAAAAAUAAAAAAGUAGUUAAAGGCAAGGGCAUAAAACAAACUGAGGAAAUUAUUGAUGUCCAAAAAGGUAAACAGCAGAAAUUGAAGAACUCCGGAGUUAAGCCUAUGGAAGACUUCAUCAGUAUACAGGAAUCUGAUGGUGACAGUGAUGGGUCUUUGGAGUUUGAUUCUGACGAAUUUGAAAGGUUAAUGAAUGAAAAUGACUCUGUGGGAUCCUCGGAUGAUGAUGAUGAUUCUGGUGAUGAUGAUGAAAUAAUUAAUGAAAAAAUUGAAGUACAGAGCAAUAAAAAAUCAGUGAAGCCUAUUCUUAAGCCAAGUGUUAAUGUGAAGAAGAAUAAAGUGCAGGACGGUAAACCAAAACAACAGGCAGCAUUAAAAAGGAAACAGGAACAGAAAACUGUUUCACCACCCAAGAAAGUUAAAUUUGAAAAACAAAACAAGAAAACCUUUAAUAAAGUGAUAAAGAAACGGAAAUAAAGUUUUUAUUAAAUUA
Molecule: messenger RNA, 1553 nt
Organism: Leptidea sinapis
Lineage: Eukaryota; Metazoa; Arthropoda; Insecta; Lepidoptera; Pieridae
Product: MKI67 FHA domain-interacting nucleolar phosphoprotein-like
Exons: 8
Coding region: 101-1537 (478 amino acids)
Biological process (GO): maturation of LSU-rRNA from tricistronic rRNA transcript (SSU-rRNA, 5.8S rRNA, LSU-rRNA)
Cellular component (GO): nucleolus
Molecular function (GO): RNA binding
Source: RefSeq, a predicted model, not a curated record